UUUCUCUUUGUCUCACUCACGCUUAUUCAUUCAUUCAUUAUCUCUAUGUGGAGUCGACGACUCGCUUAGUUUCAUAUACUUUCGGUCCCUCGAUCACUUCUUAUUCAAAUUUGGACCACCAUAUAUUCCAACCCUCCGCUUCUGUAUAUCUCUAUCUCUUCGUUUAUCUAUAUAUAUAUCUAACUAUCUAAGCCAGAGUACAAAUUACUGAACCAGACAACGCCAGUGAGAUAGAGGUCUGAUAUAUUCUGAGAUCCUAAAUAAAGCAGCCAAAUAAUGGCUUUGAUGAAAUUUGGUUUUCUGGUUAUUAGUUAUUUGUGCAUAGCAGCAUCGCCGCAAAUUAGUGCAUCAACAGCAGAUUAUAAGAACGCGUACGAGGCACAGAAAGCAGACAGAGUGAUAGGACUGCCGGGUCAGCCUCCGGUCAAGUUCGACCAAUACGCAGGCUACGUAACCGUCAACGAGACUCACGGAAGAGCCCUCUUCUACUGGUUCUUUGAAGCUGUCAAAACCCCUCAGGACAAACCACUCGUCCUUUGGCUCAAUGGAGGUCCUGGAUGUUCCUCAAUUGGGUAUGGAGCAUCAGAGGAGUUAGGCCCUUUCUUCCCUCAAAAGGGCGCCAAACCCAAGCUCAAGUACAACCCUUACACCUGGAACAAUGCUGCCAAUUUAUUGUUUUUGGAGUCUCCUGUGGGUGUCGGAUUUUCUUACACCAAUACUACCAAAGAUAUCAGCCAACUUGGGGACACCAUUACAGCUGAGGAUUCACACAAAUUUCUCAUCAACUGGUUUAAAAGGUUCCCACAAUACAAGUCCCAUGACUUCUAUAUCACCGGAGAAAGCUAUGGAGGGCAUUAUGUUCCACAACUCUCUGAGCUCGUUUACGACCGUAACAAAAACGCAUCCAAGGAGACCUAUAUAAACUUCAAGGGAUUUAUGAUUGGUAAUGCAGCAAUAGACGAUGAAACGGAUCAGAAAGGAUUGAUUGAUUAUGCUUGGGAUCACGCGGUGAUUUCUGAUCGGCUGUACGAUGACAUUAAGAAAGAAUGCAACUUCAAUCUGCAAAACGUAUCCAAAGUGUGUAAUAACCUGUUGGAUGAGUACUUUGAUGUGUACAAAAUCAUAGACAUGUACAGCUUGUACACUCCCACUUGUGUCGAUGAUAAUAACACUCUAUCUCUCCCCACCACUCAGCAACACUUCCGCGCCAUUGAAGGCGCUCCCGCUUUGUUUUCUAGAGCUGAAGGACGGGGCAAGAGACCAGAAGGGUAUGACCCUUGUGCAUCAGAUUACACUUAUUUGUACUUUAAUAAUCCACAAGUCCAAAAGGCUCUGCAUGCCAAUGUCACUGGCAUUCCCUAUCCGUGGACUCACUGCAGCGAUAACAUCACCUUCUGGAAGGAUGCACCACCAUCAAUUCUUCCUGUGAUCCGAAAGCUUGUAGAUGCUGGUCUCCGCGUCUGGAUUUAUAGUGGUGAUACUGACGGCAGAGUUCCAGUGACAUCAACUAGAUACGCGUUGAAGAAACUCGGAUUGAAGAUCAAGCAAGAUUGGACUCCUUGGUACAACAGCAAACAGGUUGGCGGGUGGACAGUUGCAUACGACGGGCUUAUGUUUGUGACAAUUAGAGGCGCAGGUCAUGAAGUUCCAAUGUUUGCACCAAGGCAGGCGCUCAUCCUCUUCAACCACUUCCUGGCUGAUAGGAAUCUCCCACCCAAACCAUUUUAACAUCAUCAAUCUUCCCUUUUUCGUUUUGUCAAUAAAUAGAUCAUGAACUUGCUCUGUCCCUGACCUAUAGAGCUUAGGGACUUUCGAUUUUAUUAGUCAGAAUCCAAGAUAACAAGGGCAUUGUUUAUUUGGUGACAUUCAAAUUAGUUAAAAGAACAAAACAUGGCAGAAUGAAACAGAAAUGAACUCUUUUUCUUUUUCACUACUCAAGUUUUUCUUUUUUAUAAGUCAUACAUCAACUUGGUUCUAAAGUUGUAAAAUAGGUUCCCAGAGUAGUAAUAAUACUAGUUCUC
Fragaria vesca subsp. vesca is the source of this 2021-nucleotide messenger RNA. RefSeq names its product serine carboxypeptidase-like 34-like. Bases 277 to 1728 code for a protein of 483 amino acids. Gene Ontology annotation, biological process: proteolysis. Gene Ontology annotation, molecular function: serine-type carboxypeptidase activity. Gene Ontology annotation, cellular component: vacuole. The record is from RefSeq and is a predicted model, not a curated record. NCBI's taxonomy places the organism in Eukaryota, Viridiplantae, Streptophyta, Magnoliopsida, Rosales, Rosaceae. The transcript is spliced from 9 exons.